AUGAAAAGAUACUUUGCGGAAAACAAGGAUGGUGUGUGCAAAGCUAGUCCACAAGCCCUUGAGAUUUUCAAAUCGCCUGGUGGCAGUGACAAAAUCGCAAAGCUGCUAGAACAAUCAGGGGGUGAUUGGUCUGUAGUUGAGAUGAAUGUCAAGAAGACGUACGAAAAGGAGGAAAUGACUUCGAUUUGGGGCAAGUAUGUCACAGAGAUCGACUUGAAAGCACGUGGGUGGAGUACCGAGAUGAUCUCCAACAGCAAAUCUUGGGCGAAAGCCAAUGGUGUCCACAGGACCUCUCCUAUUCACGGUGAGGACGAAUGGCGUUUACCACUGGACGAAGAGUUCAAAAACAAGGAGAAGAAAAACGAAAAGUAUGAGGCUUCUACAUCUUCCACGGUCCAGGAGAGGAAUUGGUUCCGGGGGGAUGGACUGGUUUGA
This is a messenger RNA of Cladocopium goreaui, 435 nucleotides long. NCBI's taxonomy places the organism in Eukaryota, Dinophyceae, Suessiales, Symbiodiniaceae. The record is from the annotation of a GenBank genome assembly.